GCGCGCCCGCUCUUUGGGGAAAUUACGGGUGUGCUUUGGUGGACUCGGUCAUGACCGCGUCAGUAGGCUCCCCAGCAGCGGACGAGAGCAUGCAGCGCAGCGGGGGUUCGGGCCAGACGCGCUCCACACAGACGCGGGGGACAGACCUCUGACGGGCGGCCCGCACAUGGGGACAGAGAGCGAGAGCCUGCCGCAGCUCGCAGCGGAGGCUUUCCAGUCCAAGAACUUCGACCUGGCCGUGGACAUCUGCGAGUGCCAACUCGCGGGUCUCGGGGAUCCAGAGAGCCGGCAGGAGCUGAUGGUCCAUCGGGCCGAUGCGCUCGCCUUUGGGGGCAAAUUCGCCGACGCUUUCGAGAUGUACCGACGAGCCUCGGAGAUAGAGAGGCUGAACCCAGUUCUCCUAACCAACCUCAUAGAGUACUUGUCGGCUAGUAUCGGGAGGCAAAACGGAGGCGACGGUCGAAACGGUACAUCGAGGAAAGGAUGCGAGGCAGGGGCCGCGGGGGCAGCCGGGCGCGCAGGGGUCGGUGCCGCGGGCUCCGGGUACGAAGACUUCUCCUGUCGGAUGUGUCUGAGUUUUCUGUUCGAGCCCGUGACUCUGCCGUGCGGACACUGCUUCUGCAAAAAGUGUCUGGAGAGGGAGCGGAAGGAGAAGGGGGUGCCGGUCAUGUGUAAGGAGUGCCGGGACACCUCCCGGGUGGCCGACGUCCAGAGCUACCGGAUCAACGUGGUGCUCAGCAACCUGUUGGCCAAGUGGUUCCCCGCCUUGCACCAGGCCGGCGGGCUGAGGCGGGAGGGCAACGGGCUGUACGCCGAGAAGAAGCUGGAAGCCGCGCUGGAGAAAUACAACCGAGCCGUGAUGAUAGCACCCACAGACCACAUACUGUUCAGUAAUCGCUCCCAGAUCCACUCGGGCCUAAAGCGCUAUGAGAAGGCCCUGAGAGACGCCGAAAUGGCCUGCAGGCUCGUGCCUCACUGGUCCAAGGGUCAUGUUCGUAAGGCCCAGGCCCUGGUGUCUCUGGGCAGGACGGAGGAGGCUCUGAGGGCGUACCUGGUCUGUCUGUCCAUAGAGCCGGACUGUAGACUGGCCAAGGCCGAGGCUCACAGGCUACUCUGCCACCUCCUGGCUCCGGUCAUCGAUCCGGUCCCUGACUACUCCAACGCGCACAUGUCUGUCAGAGCGCAUGUCAAGGACAGCAUCAGCCCCCCCCACCAAAUCUUCUGUCCCAGCCUGUUGUCGCCCGCCCCGGCUCCUGCCUCCGCUCCGCUUGCACCCGAGCGGUUCCAAUCGGGUAAGGUCAAAGGUCAAGGGGAGCCUCGGGUGAGGAGGUUGGACCACUGCUUCCUCCUCAAAAGGAAGCAGAGAAGCACAGAGGGGUCAGAGGAGGAAGAGGAUGGAGGACAGGAGAGGCGAGAUGAUCACAAGAGAGCAAAGUCCGAGCCUGCAGAGGGGACGGACCCGCCCGGCUCUGCGGCCGGGGACGUCUUGGACCCGACAGAUCUGGAUUGUUCCCUGUGUAUGAGACUUUUCUAUGAGCCAGUGACGACGCCGUGCGGUCACACCUUCUGCCUGCGGUGUCUGGAGAGAUGUCUGGACCACAACCCCAAGUGUCCGCUCUGUAAAGAGGAGCUGUCCGAGUACCUGGUCCAGAGGCAGUUCUGUAAGACGGUACUGACGGAGAACCUGAUAUCCAAGUAUCUUCCCUCGGAGCUCAUAGAGAGACAGAAAAUCCACCAGGAUGAAAUGGCCGAGCUCUCGAAUCUUAACAAGAAUGUGCCUAUAUUCGUGUGCACCAUGGCCUUCCCCACGGUCCCGUGCCCGCUCCACAUCUUCGAGCCGUGCUACAGGCUGAUGAUUCGCAGAUGCAUAGAGACGGGAACCAACUGCUUCGGCAUGUGUCUGGAAGACAACCGCAAAGGGUUCGCGGACUACGGGUGCCUGCUGGAGAUCCGCGAUGUGAAGUUCUUCUCCGACGGCCGCUCGGUGGUGAACACCAUCGGCAGACGGAGGUUCAAAGUGGUGCAGCACAGCGAGAGGGACGGAUACAACACGGCCGAUAUCGAGUACCUGGAGGACCGUGAGGUGGACGGUCAGGCGAAGCGCGAGCUGCAUGCACUGCACGACACGGUGUACAACCAGGCCCUGGUGUGGGUCAACUCCUUGAAGACGGAGCAGAAGGAACGCAUUGAGGGACACUUUGGACCCAUGCCCCAGAAAGACUCUGAACCUCAGGACAGUCCAAACGGGCCCUCGUGGUGCUGGUGGCUGCUCGCCGUUCUUCCGUUGGAAGGCAGAGCCCAGCUGCCCUUCCUGGCCCUCACGUCUCUGAAAGAUCGCCUCAGGGGCAUCCGCAAGGUGCUGCUCUUCAUGGCCCACAGCCGACACCGGGGACAUUAACCUUCCACAGUGGGAAAAUGCAGUAACCCGCACACGCACACUCACACACACACACACACACCCUCUUCCAAAGCAGCAGUUGACCUGCUGUUCUUCCUUCUUGACGCAUAAAGGAAACUGACGUUGAUCCCUCUCUGUAGCCACUUCCCAUUCAGAACGCUGCACUGGACUAACCUACGGGUCAGCAGCACAGCACUGAUCUUCCAUUCAUAGCAUUCUCUACAAAGACAGCUGUGCAAACUUGAGCUAUGUUCAGACAGGAAGGAAAUGGGAUUUUAUAAAAACCAUAAACAACCUCAUCGUCUGUGAUAAAAGUACAGUGUUUUUGUCUUAACAACCUGUGUGUGACUCCGCUUGUCCAGGUUCCGCUGCUGCCUUACGGCCUUCCUGCGUUUUUGGAGUUCACGCUCUUCCUCCUCUUGAUAUGACCGGAUCAAAGCCGCCUGUCUGAACAUAGCUUUAACUAAAUCAGCCAAGCUAAGUCCCCACUUUUUAUGUCUUUAAUUGUGCCCAUAAGCUCUGCAAGAGACCAAACAAUGAAUUUGCCUCACUUAAGAUGAAAAUCCGGAUUAUUUAGGAUCAAUUGGUUCGCACAUUACCAAGGGAAGGGUAGAUAUCUACAGUUUACCAUUCUACCCAUCCUCCAUUUAUCUUUAACUUUUUUUUGGCUGAUAUUCCUUCCAUUCUGCCUCUGUGUGACUCACCACAUCAUGCAUCGGACUAACAAAUGACUCGACCUAUUAAAAUGGCGUGCUUCAAGGUUGUUGUGUUCCUGUCAGACUUAGAUUUUGAAAUGUUUUCAUUUUUAUUUAUUUUGGAAUGGUUUAUGCUUGCAGUGACAUUGUUUACAUUUCACAUAAAUAGAUGUUGAGUUGCUUACUUUCCAAAGGCUUUUUUUUUGUUUUUGUAACGUUUAACCCCGAACAUCAGCAAUAAUACCGCGCUGACUGUAGGGUAUUAUUGCUGUAAAAUAAACACUAUUUACGCAAUCAAAAAGCCAGCAUGGCUACCACUGAAAAUUGUCUAGAUCCAACUCUGGAAACUGGAGUUGAGGGCGGAUUCCCUCCUACGCCACAUCUUCACAUUACUGGUGACUCAAGUCAGUGGUUAGCAACUUCUCCGUGGCUGAGACACGUCCAGGUUCCAAGAGAGCAACAUCUGGAUUUCUGAUACCAUUAUGUCCCAUGUAUUUAUUCAUUAUUUAUUCUGACUUUAUUUUGCACUUUUACCAGAAGUAAGGGAAAGAACCGGUGCAAUCAGGCCUCAGGGUGUGUACUUUCACUUGAGUCAGAGUACAUAAGUAUUUGGAUUACCACAAUUUUAAAGUCACAGUCCACGAUGAGUAAAGGCCUGUGCCUUCGGUAAUACGAUAGUGUUACAUACCAGGCUCCUUUUACGGUAAAUCUCUCCCCCUUGUGGAAAUUCUCCAUCAAAAUUACAUUUUAAUGGAACCGCAAAACACGUAAAUGGAAUGAAAUCAGAUAAAACCCCAUUUUGAGAAUUUCUUAUUUCGAAAAACGUGUUUCUGAGAAAAUGAUGGUGUCUGGAGACAUUUUGAGGCCUUGCUGGUGUGUGAUGUAACCAUUUUUUAUGGCAACUAUUAUUAUGGAUUAUUGAGCCUCGCCAACUUUAUUUAGUAUACACGUGUUGGAUUUUUACAUACUUUCCUAUGUCAAUCGGGUUCUUUUGUAUUUUAUAUUCUUCUUCACCUACUGGUGUGUCUCCUAUUAUUUUAUGUGUGUAUUUGUACAGGGAGAGUUGCGUCAAGUCAUCUCGAGUUUGUAUUUUAUGAAUCGUAAGGGCCAAAGCCGUUUGUUGCUAUGAUACUGAUUUAGGUAGAAUUUCAAAAUAUUUCCCAACAAAGUUUUGUUUGUAAUGUACUGUCAGAUGGUUGCAUAAUUAAACAAUCCAAUUCACUUGGAAGGUGCUUGUCUCAGAGACAUUUUUAUUAACAAGCACGUUACUGACAAAAUAAAAUAAAAACACUUGUAUUGACAGUGUCAGCAACUAUUGUCCUCUUGUUUGCUAUUAUCAUAACUGGCCACCACUAAGACGCCCUGGCGCUCAGACUGGGUAUGAAAGGGAAAAGCCGCUAGAUAUGAUCAACCCGCCGGUGUAAAAGCCAAAAUUCAAUUGGAUAUGAAGAUGUUGGUUAAAGGGAAAUUCUUGCUUAUUUUUUUAAAAUUUACAAUUAAAAAGAGAUCUGUCUGUAGACACAGUUACAUGAUUUUUCAUUCAUUUUUUUCCAGUUGAAGCAUGGCACCAAAGGGAUGUUUUUGUUUUAAACUGAUACCUGUGAAUUAUUGUUCAUCUGUGACAAUUAUUGUUCAUCUGUGACAGCAGUGCCUUAAGUCGGACUUCUUCCAUUUAAAAGAUGAUGUAUAAACUGCAACAGGAACUACUGUGGUUCUCUAAAUAACAUCUUUAGAAAAUGUCUUUGCGAACCUGGACUGUGGCGGAGGUGUAUGUGCCAAGAUGAGUUAUAACCAAUAAGGCCAAUGUUGUUCUGCGGUGAAAUCUUACAUAUCCAAUCUAAUUAAAACACUUUUGGUAUAUGAGCAUAUUAAAGUUAAAAGAGAAGCUUGAUACCACUCUCAUAUACAUUAAAUUACUUAUUUAACUGUUAGCUAGCACCAGUUGGCUAUCUUAGCUUAAAACAUGGCCGCUCUUAAAGGGACAGUUCUCCCAAAAAACAAAACAACAUGUUGUCCCCUUAUACCUGUGGUGCUGUGUGUUGUCAGUUUUAGUCUAAAGGGACGGUAGGGGGCUAAGUUUCCGGUGCUCAAAGCCAAAAAAAAACAACACAUUUGAAAUUUUUGUGAGCAGUUUCAUGUAGGAACAAUUCAAUUUCUACAGAAACUCACACCAAACAUUUUCAAUUGAAAAAUAGCACUACAGCUAAGAGGAAACAAAUAUAUUUUGAUUCUGGGGGUGAAACUGUGACUGUGAGUUCUGACAGACACUGUGGUAUUGAAUUGACUCACCUCACCUCAUCCCUGCAGUCCUGGUUGACUCGUAAUACAAGGCAGUUACAGCAAUUCCAAUUGCUGUUAUUUUCUGUGCUUUCUACAUAUAUGUGUAUAUAUAUAUAUAUAUAAACAUUGUGUAGCACUCCGGACUCGGGGGAACUUUGACCGUGCUGGCACACUGUGCUUUUAUUUUCUUAGUGUCGGGGCGUACAGAGCAUGCCACUUCCUGCGUAGCUGCAAAAUGGCUCCAGAUUUCAAGGCCUCCAGUUUGUUCAAAAAGAAAACAAUGCGUGCGACCUCACAGAUAUAUGUAAUCCAGCUAUGCAAAAAAAAAGUAGUUUAUUAACUAUUGAUAUCAUGACCUUUCAAAAUUCAACCACUGCAGUAAAAAGGAUGCUUCCCAAUGUUCUUGUGUUCCUCUCAUUGUUGUGCUAAAGUGUGUUGAAAGUGAAGUGUCAUUCGAGGAUUAAACAAAUAUAUCGGCCCCUUAAAUGAACCUUUUUUUGGAAUUUUUGUUCAUGUUAAAUUGCACAGUUUAUGCCACACAUGCCAAGCUGUGACUUCAAAGGCUUCUGCGUGAUGCUUUUGACACUGAUCCUAUUUGGGGGGGGCACUUGAUUCGCCUCACCUGUGACAGGUGAGCAGCCUGUUUGAAGCAAAGUGUUUAACCUCUCAUCCUCUGCUGUUUUAAGUGAGUGGACAAAGUUCUGGUGCAACAUUCAUGCUUUGUGAACUCUGAAAAAUCUCAAGGUCUUAAAGAAAAGCUUUGCCGAGCGCUCCCCAUAUUUCCAGUGACUACGGGCGCUAGAUUACCCAGCUUCCUUCAAAGAUGGUAAUCCCCUUGUAGAGCUCCAUUCAGCUACAUAUAUGUCUGCACUAGAUGAAUGUAUGUAUUUAUGUCUCGGCAUCUCUCUGAUAUUCUCUGUACAUGUCUGUUUGUUUUUUUAUGGCAAACCGUAGUGUUACUUUUGCAAAAUUAAAGUUCUGAAGAUGAAAAUUGUGAAUAAACCAGCUUUUGUGUUCACGGUCCUGCAUGGGAUUGUGGACAUGCUGGACUGGACUUGAGUGUGA
Messenger RNA from Pungitius pungitius (ninespine stickleback), 6438 nucleotides. Its product is annotated as LON peptidase N-terminal domain and RING finger protein 3-like. The coding region runs from base 167 to 2398 and encodes 743 amino acids. The transcript has 12 exons. Gene Ontology annotation, molecular function: ubiquitin protein ligase activity; protein binding. Lineage: Eukaryota; Metazoa; Chordata; Actinopteri; Perciformes; Gasterosteidae. The record is from RefSeq and is a predicted model, not a curated record. Gene Ontology annotation, biological process: protein ubiquitination.